Messenger RNA from Angiostrongylus costaricensis, 633 nucleotides. The record is from the annotation of a GenBank genome assembly. NCBI's taxonomy places the organism in Eukaryota, Metazoa, Nematoda, Chromadorea, Rhabditida, Metastrongylidae.
AUGCUUCAAAUGCUGGAAACGGUACCACACUUCAUAUUGCCUCCAAUCAACGUCGAAGGAAAAAAGCUACCAGAACGGUUCGAAAAGCGAACCAAACAGCAAAAGGUCAUUAAAGACAGGAAAUAUAGCGCUCAGGAGACUAAGAGGCACAAAUCGACGUCGACAAUCAACUACGUCAAUCAAGAACAAGAAGGGCCUGCAAGACAGGAGACCAUUGUCGUAGAAAUUCAGCAUGAAGGUCCGCAUCGACAAAGUCAGCAAACCACCGUAUUCCCCACCAGAGAAAUUACAGUGGUGAACACAACUACAAAAACAUUUCAAAAAGUCGCAAAUUUGCUGAAUACGGGUGCCGAACUCUCUUUCGUCGAUGCAAUAUCGGGUGCAGAAAUUGAUCUUCCUAUCAUAGUAGAAACUAGACUACGCCUAUGUACAUUCGGAUUUGAGAAAGCACGAGAAAAGCCGCUGAAUAAAGUCUCGCUCAAAACAUGGGACGCUGGAGAUCAUUCGUUCCCUAUGCGUUUGUUCACGCACGAUAAGUUAGUGAAACCACUUGUUAUUCUGACAGUUCCUAAGAAAGAUGUGAACUUCAUUCAUCAGCGUAAUCCUUCCGUUAUCUGUGGAAGAACGAAUUAA